AUGCAUCUCAGCAGGUUCGGGCUGGUUGCCCUUGGGGCGGCUGCAGUCGAUGCCUUCCGGGAUACUUCCCCUUUCUUCCUCGCCUCGACUUCUGAGGUCCUGACGAACUCCGCGUACAUUAAGACUGGCGCCUCGCUACUCAAGGACAUCUCCUCCUCUCUGAGCACCUGCCCGUCUGACUACUAUGUGGUUGUCAACCAACCCGGUGUGCACAGCUCCGACUUCUCGACCCGCAAGUCGGCACCCCGCCUGGGCGCGAAGAUGCUCGGCAAGGACAAGUCGAUCCGCUCCAAGAUGAGCGUGAAUGAGGUCACUGGCUUGUUCGAUACCACCGAGAUUAAGACUAUCCUCACCGAGAAGUGCAAGGCCCAGACUACUGCCAUUGACGGAUCCUCGGGAGAAUAUCCCACCUCUUUUGGAUCGGGUCCUCACAUUCUCGAUAUCGAAUUCCCCAUGCUCUCCUUGAGCGCGGACCGUGCCGAUCGGCUGUCCGAAAAUGAUGGCCUUCUCGCUGAUAUUCUUGAGCGCAUUCCCUCUGACUCCACAUAUACUCUCCUCUAUGCGACCUCGCCUCGUGAGUUCCCCGAGACCGAUUCCGUUGUCUACGAAUCCAACGAGGGUUCGUACCCCGAGUCGAUCCACAUGGAACUCAAGCGCGACUACUCCUCCAACCCGUCCGCCAACUCAGAGUCUGACCGACGGGAGUCUUUGUUCGAUGAGUACCAGUUCUUCACUCCUGGUAUCUUCAUGGGCUUCCUGGCCUCUUUCAUCUGCAUUGUGAUUUUGUAUAUUGGAAUUAGCGCUCUGAGCGGUCUCCAGAUCCCCUAUGCUGCUUUUGAGAGGGACACCUCUGCUGCUAUUAAGAAACAGCAGUAA
This is a messenger RNA of Penicillium atrosanguineum, 876 nucleotides long. RefSeq names its product Ac45/VOA1 transmembrane domain-containing protein. The transcript is spliced from 5 exons. Gene Ontology annotation, biological process: fungal-type cell wall biogenesis; (1->6)-beta-D-glucan biosynthetic process. NCBI's taxonomy places the organism in Eukaryota, Fungi, Ascomycota, Eurotiomycetes, Eurotiales, Aspergillaceae. Bases 1 to 876 code for a protein of 291 amino acids. Gene Ontology annotation, cellular component: endoplasmic reticulum membrane. The record is from RefSeq and is a predicted model, not a curated record.